GACAACGACGACAACACCACGACCCUUUCUCCAGAGUCCGGUCAGAUAUCAAAAGGAGGCUCUGCAAAAAUGGCCGUCACAAACCAGGCAAUCUCCUCCUCGCGCCGGAAGUCGCGCAAGGCGCACUUCAACGCCCCCUCCAGCGUGCGCCGUGUUAUCAUGAGCGCGCCUCUGUCCAAGGAACUCCGUGAGAAGCACAAUGUCCGCUCCAUCCCCAUCCGCAAGGACGACGAGGUUACCAUCGUCCGCGGCACCAACAAGGGCCGUGAGGGCAAGAUCACCAGCGUCUACCGUCUGAAGUGGUGCGUCCACGUCGAGCGUGUUGUCCGCGAGAAGUCCAACGGCCAGAGCGUUCCCCUCCCCAUCCACCCUUCCAAGGUCGUCAUCACCAAGCUCAAGCUCGACAAGGACCGUGAGCAGAUUCUGGAGCGCAUCAGCAAGGGUCGUGAGGCCGUCAAGGCCAAGUCCGCGUAAGGAACUGGAACUGGGACUUGCAUUUUGUGUUUCUAUGGAUGAAUGGCGUGGGAGUACAAUGAGAUCCUGCUGAAUCUGAUCUUAUCUUGAUUCUCUUAAAUGAGCAACAUCAAAAAAGAAAUAUACCUGCUACGACCAGACCAAGGCCAGGCUUCUAUCGCACAUCAUUAUGAAUGACAACGAACGAUUCAAAGAUGUCAAAGG
This is a messenger RNA of Aspergillus nidulans FGSC A4, 678 nucleotides long. Its product is annotated as 60S ribosomal uL24 domain-containing protein. Bases 70 to 474 code for a protein of 134 amino acids. The record is from RefSeq and is a predicted model, not a curated record. Gene Ontology annotation, biological process: translation. Gene Ontology annotation, molecular function: RNA binding; structural constituent of ribosome. The transcript has 3 exons. NCBI's taxonomy places the organism in Eukaryota, Fungi, Ascomycota, Eurotiomycetes, Eurotiales, Aspergillaceae. Gene Ontology annotation, cellular component: preribosome; ribosome; large ribosomal subunit.